Molecule: messenger RNA, 4147 nt
Organism: Marmota flaviventris (yellow-bellied marmot)
Lineage: Eukaryota; Metazoa; Chordata; Mammalia; Rodentia; Sciuridae
Gene: Trhde
Product: thyrotropin releasing hormone degrading enzyme
Biological process (GO): peptide catabolic process; proteolysis
Cellular component (GO): cytoplasm; membrane
Molecular function (GO): metalloaminopeptidase activity; zinc ion binding; peptide binding
Source: RefSeq, a predicted model, not a curated record
AUGGCCCUGGACGGCGAGCGGGGGGAGCAAGAGGAGGAGAAGAAAAAGAAGAAGAAGAAAAAGAAGAGGAAGAAGAAGAAGGAGGAGGAGGGGGCCAAGAAGAGCAGCUCACCCUUCGCAGCCACCAUGGGAGAAGACGACAGCGCGCUCCGGGCAGGCAACAGAGGGCUCUCGGACCCGUGGGCUGACUCGGUGGGAGUGCGACCCCGCACCACCGAGCGCCACAUCGCGGUGCACAAGCGGCUCGUGCUGGCUUUUGCGGUGUCCAUAGUGGCACUACUCGCGGUCACUAUGCUUGCGGUGCUCCUCAGCCUGCGCUUCGAGGAGUGUGGGGCAAGCGCCGCGCCAGGUGCCGACGGUGGCCCCGCGGGCUUCCCCGAGCGCGGUGGUAACGCUAGCCUCCCGGGAUCAGCCCGGCGCAACCACCAAGCGGGCGGGGACUCCUCGCAGCCGGAGACCGGCGGGGUGGGCAUCCCGGGAACCCCUUCUGCCCAGCCGCCGUCGGAGGAGGAGCGGGAGCAGUGGCAGCCUUGGACACAGUUGCGCCUAUCGGGCCAUCUCAAGCCGCUGCACUACAAUUUGAUGCUCACCGCCUUCAUGGAGAACUUCACCUUCUCCGGGGAGGUCAACGUGGAGAUCGCGUGCCGCAACGCCACCCGCUACGUCGUGUUGCACGCUUCCCGAGUGGCGGUGGAGAAGGUGCAAAUAGCCGAGGACCGGGCUGGCGGGGCUGUCCCGGUGGCGGGCUUUUUUCUCUACCCUCAAACCCAGGUCUUGGUGGUGGUGCUGAAUAGGACCCUGGACGCGCAGAGGAAUUACAACCUAAAGAUUAUCUACAACGCCUUGAUAGAGAACGAGCUUCUGGGCUUCUUCCGCAGCUCCUACGUGCUCCACGGGGAGAGAAGGUUCCUUGGUGUUACUCAGUUUUCACCAACACAUGCCAGAAAGGCAUUUCCAUGUUUUGAUGAGCCAAUCUACAAGGCCACUUUCAAAAUCAGCAUUAAGCAUCAAGCAACCUAUUUAUCUCUAUCCAAUAUGCCAGUGGAAACUUCCGUGUUUGAGGAAGAUGGAUGGGUAACGGAUCACUUUUCACAGACACCUCUCAUGUCCACAUAUUAUUUAGCCUGGGCGAUUUGCAACUUCACAUUCAGAGAAACCACCACCAAGAGUGGGGUUGUAGUACGGUUGUACGCAAGACCUGAUGCGAUCAGAAGAGGAUCCGGGGACUAUGCUCUCCAUAUUACAAAGAGACUAAUAGAAUUUUAUGAAGACUACUUUAAAGUGCCCUAUUCCUUGCCAAAACUAGAUCUUUUAGCUGUGCCUAAGCAUCCGUAUGCUGCUAUGGAGAACUGGGGACUAAGUAUUUUUGUGGAACAAAGAAUACUACUGGAUCCCAGUGUUUCAUCUAUUUCUUAUUUGCUGGAUGUCACCAUGGUCAUUGUGCAUGAGAUAUGUCACCAGUGGUUUGGUGACCUCGUGACUCCUGUGUGGUGGGAAGACGUGUGGCUGAAGGAAGGUUUUGCUCACUACUUUGAAUUUGUGGGUACAGACUACCUCUACCCUGGCUGGAACAUGGAAAAACAGAGGUUUCUGACAGAUGUUCUGCAUGAAGUGAUGCUGCUUGAUGGUUUGGCCAGUUCCCAUCCUGUAUCCCAGGAAGUGCUACGGGCAACAGAUAUUGACAGGGUGUUUGACUGGAUCGCAUAUAAAAAGGGUGCUGCUUUAAUUAGAAUGCUGGCUAAUUUUAUGGGCCAUUCAGUUUUCCAGAGGGGUUUGCAAGAUUAUUUAACCAUUCAUAAGUAUGGCAAUGCAGCGAGAAAUGAUCUCUGGAAUACAUUAUCAGAGGCUUUGAAAAGGAAUGGAAAAUAUGUAAAUAUACAAGAAGUAAUGGAUCAGUGGACACUCCAGAUGGGUUAUCCUGUUAUCACCAUCUUGGGAAAUACAACAGCAGAAAAUAGAAUAAUAAUUAACCAACAACAUUUUAUUUAUGAUAUCAGUGCUAAAACUAAAUCACUUGAACGCCAAAAUAACAGUUACCUGUGGCAGAUUCCAUUAACUAUUGUAGUAGGAAAUAGAAGCCAUGUGUCUUCAGAAGCAAUUAUUUGGGUGUCUAACAAAUCAGAGCAUCACAGAAUAGCUUAUUUGGACAAGGGAAGCUGGCUGCUGGGGAACAUCAAUCAAACGGGUUACUUCAGAGUCAACUAUGACCUGAGGAACUGGAGGUUAUUAAUUGAUCAGUUAAUCAGGAACCAUGAGGUUCUUUCUGUCAGUAAUCGUGCAGGUUUGAUUGACGAUGCCUUUAGCCUGGCCAGGGCUGGCUAUUUGCCUCAGAAUAUUCCUCUAGAGAUUAUCAGAUACCUGUCUGAGGAGAAGGAUUUUCUUCCUUGGCACGCUGCCAGCAGAGCUCUUUAUCCUCUAGAUAAAUUACUGGACCGCAUGGAGAACUACAAUGUCUUCAAUGAAUAUAUUUUAAAGCAAGUUGCAACAACCUACAUUAAGCUUGGAUGGCCGAAAAAUAAUUUUAAUGGAUCUCUUGUUCAAGCAUCCUACCAACAUGAAGAACUGCGUAGGGAAGUGAUAAUGCUGGCAUGCAGCUUUGGCAAUAAGCACUGUCACCAGCAGGCAUCGACACUCAUUUCAGAUUGGAUUUCCAGCAACAGGAACAGAAUACCAUUAAAUGUUAGAGACAUCGUCUACUGUACAGGAGUGUCACUACUGGAUGAAGAUGUUUGGGAAUUCAUAUGGAUGAAAUUCCACUCCACUACAGCAGUUUCUGAAAAGAAGAUAUUGUUGGAGGCCUUAACUUGUAGUGAUGACAGGAAUUUAUUAAACAGGCUUCUAAAUCUGUCUCUGAAUUCUGAGGUGGUGCUGGAUCAAGAUGCAAUUGAUGUCAUAAUCCAUGUAGCUCGAAAUCCCCAUGGCCGAGACCUUGCUUGGAAGUUUUUUAGAGAUAAAUGGAAGAUAUUAAAUACCAGGUAUGGAGAAGCAUUAUUUAUGAAUUCCAAACUUAUCAGUGGAGUUACAGAAUUUCUUAAUACUGAAGGUGAACUCAAAGAGCUAAAGAACUUCAUGAAGAGCUAUGAUGGGGUAGCUGCUGCCUCUUUCUCACGUGCUGUGGAAACCGUUGAAGCCAAUGUGCGCUGGAAAAUGCUUUAUCAAGAUGAGCUCUUCCAAUGGCUGGGGAAAGCUCUGAGGCACUAAUAUGUGUCUCUUAUAAAAAAAAAAUAAAGACUGAGAUUUUUGGAAGAGGACCUGUUUUAUGUGGAAUGAGGAAAACAUGCUGUGUAAAAAAAAAAAAAAUAGCCAGAUUUUCAGUGUUAACGUGUGGGAGGAUUUUUUUUUUUUUUUACUCUUUAGUUUGGGGGAUUAAUUUUUGUUUCAUUCAUUCACUUUUGUUUCUUUAUUGGGUGUUCUUUAGAGAAACUCUUGCAAGUGAAAUUUGCCAUGGUUGCUUCAGCUGUACAUUCCUUGCUGUACAGGACCAAAUAUGAUAGUGGUGCAUGUUGAUGUUGCAGUCAGUUUGGAAAAAAAAAAUCAUAUUCAGAAUAUUCUGUGCAUGGAUGUAUGGUCCUGCCUGUGUUCCAGCAUGCUUAUUUAAAAUGUCCAAUGUUGUAUGUGAAUAUAUGUUCCAUCCAGGAUGGGCAUUAUGCAAAAGCACAAAGAUUAUCUAUGACAAUCAGUGUUGCAAUGAAAGAAAAACUAAAAAGGGUAGUUAGAUUCUUAGUGUUAGACAAUGGGAGAGAUAAAAUAACCCUUUAAGUGAACAGUGUCAUUUAUUUCAGCACUUGGAUUGUCUGGCAAUGAUUACUGUGUUACUAACUCACUUUCUUUGAGUUAAAGCUCUGUACACAUUUAAAAAGGCAUAUAGAUAGUGUAUACAUAUGUAUAUGUACAUAGGGAAGCCCCGUAUGUAUAUAGUAUGUUGUACACUGCACACGUGCAAAGAAUCUCUUAAAUCUAAGAAAAUUUAUCUCUUUUUAUAAAUGUGUAGAUGUUUGGAAAAGGGUUAAAGGAAUUUAUCUCAACAUUAUCCUUCCUAUUUCCUAACUAAAUUUCUCAACUUAUUUUUCAUUUACUUUCUGAAGUAUGGUUUACUCUACUACAUGAAGAUGAAGCCUAACAAAAUUUAUUGUGUAAACCAUUCUUC